AUGGUUGCUUAUCGGAGCGCUGGCCCCGGCUCUCUCUCGCGCGUUCGGGUCAAUCUUUCUUCAUUUCCGCGGGUGUCCGCUUCAGCCCGCUCCUUUUCGACCGAAUCCCGCCCGAUCUUUCAGCAUGGCCGUCCCGGGUUAGUGGGACACGGAUUGUCUAGCAGCUCCAGGCUGUCCCUGUUAUACGGAUGUACGAGGACAUCGUCGGCAUCAUUCUCGACCUCCCCAUUACUAGCGGAUAAGGAUUGGGAUCACAACCCGAACCUGUCGAUCAGCAACUUCUCCGAGCUUCCGUCCAAGGAUUUUGGCGUGAACCAGCACAUGAUAAUCAACCAAGAAUUCAAGGAAGCUCUGCGGCAGAUUCUCUGGCAAUUCCGAGCACCAAUUCGCUAUGCUUUUGCUUAUGGAUCCGGGGUCUUCCCACAAUCCGGCAGUGCGAGUCCAUCGACCCCCACACACCCGUCCGCCCCGGUAGCUAUCCAGCAGAUGCAACAAGGGUCUGGGAAAAUGAUUGAUUUUAUCUUUGGGGUCUCUUAUUCCCAGCAUUGGCACUCUUUGAACCUGGGCCAACACCGUGACCACUACUCCGGCUUGGGCUCGCUCGGCUCGUACGUGGUGUCGCAAGUGCAGGACCGCUUUGGGGCGGGGGUAUAUUUCAACACCCAUAUCACGGUCAACGGGACCUUGAUCAAAUAUGGCGUGGUGAAUCUGGACACGUUGUGUCGCGAUCUCACUCAGUGGAAUACCCUGUACCUUGCCGGUCGUCUGCACAAGCCGGUCAAGAUCCUGCGGGACCACCCCAAGGUUCGGUUAGCCAACCAGAUGAAUCUCCUGUCUGCUCUGCGAGUGGCACUGCUGCUGCUCCCAGAGCGGUUCAGCGAGUUCGAGCUCUACAGCACCAUUGCCGGGAUCAGCUACAGGGGAGACCUGCGCAUGGUCCUCCCGGCCGAAGAUCCCAGUAAGGUGCGCAAUAUCGUGUCUGGUCAGAUGGCGCACUUCCGGCGACUGUACGCGCCACUAAUCACCAACCUCCCCAACGUCAACUUCCAGGACCCCCGCUGCAGCCAGAACGACUGGAUCGAUGAUCCCGACGCCAUCCUGGCCAUGGCCCAGGACAUGGACCCGGUCAGGCGCGGCAACAUGGUCCGGCGUCUCCCUGAGUCGUUCCGCGAGAAACUAUACUUCCAGUACCAGGGGCGCUAUGCAAUCCCGCGGGUGGAGUUCAACAAGAUGAUGGAGGAGAGCACCGACACCGAGCAAGAGGUCCGGCGGCCGCAGGGAGGCCCCUUUGAACAGCGCAUUGCCAGCGACAGCAAGCUCCCGGAGGAGCUCUCGACGACCAUCAUGAAGACGAUCCGGUGGCCCAGCACGGUGCAGACCAUCAAGGGGCCGUUGACGGCGGGUAUUGGCAAGAGCUGGACCUAUAUCAAGGAGAAGCGGGAGAAACACAAGAAGGCGCGCAGCAAUGCCGCGGCAGCCAGCGAGCCGGAGAAGAAGGAGAAGAAGGAAUGA
Messenger RNA from Penicillium lagena, 1512 nucleotides. Its product is annotated as phosphatidate cytidylyltransferase. NCBI's taxonomy places the organism in Eukaryota, Fungi, Ascomycota, Eurotiomycetes, Eurotiales, Aspergillaceae. Gene Ontology annotation, molecular function: phosphatidate cytidylyltransferase activity. The transcript has a single exon. Bases 1 to 1512 code for a protein of 503 amino acids. The record is from RefSeq and is a predicted model, not a curated record. Gene Ontology annotation, biological process: CDP-diacylglycerol biosynthetic process; cardiolipin biosynthetic process. Gene Ontology annotation, cellular component: mitochondrion.